AAUAGCAUAAGGGGAAAGCAUAGAGAAAGUUGAAGGAAGACAUUCAUUGGAGGGAAUGAAAGGGUGAAGAAAGAACGGUUAAUUUGAAGAAACCCAAAAUCUCAGAAUCAAUCUCGUUUAUUCGAAUCCAACCAUCCAUCCAUCCAUCCAUAAACGUAUUCAAUUCAUUCAUGAUCCCUCUCACGCUACCACCAUGCCCAAAAUGAAGCAUCUUCUCCGAAAGCUUCACAUCGGUGGUGGCGCCGCAACUGCUACUACUACUCCUACUCCUACUCCUACCACCACCACCAUCACCAACCACAACGCCGCCGCAUUGCCUCACUCUCCCACCACCACUCCUUCACCUCCUCUUCCUUCUUCCUCCUCCUCCGCCCUCCCCUCUCCGGACGCCGCCGGCGACUUCAAUUUGUUGCAGGAAGAAGAGUUUCAGAUGCAGUUGGCCCUAGCAAUCAGCGCUUCGUCUUCCGAUCCUAAUGUUAACGCAGAAUCUGCUCAGAUCGAUGCUGCUAAACAGAUCAGCCUUGGCUACUCAGCUUCUGUCACUGACACCCAAGCCCUCGUUCAGUUUCAAUCUCUUCGUUACUGGAAUUAUAAUGUCAUUGAUUAUAAUGAGAAAGUGAUGGAUGGGUUUUAUGAUGCGUAUGGGAUCACCUCGACUUUGAUUGAACAAGGGAAGAUGCCGUUGUUGGUGGAUCUGCAAAGUACGUCUCUCUCGCGAAAUCUUGAGUGUGAAGUAAUUUUGGUGAAUCGUUUUGUUGACAGUGAGCUGAAUCAGCUUGAGAUAAAAGCAUGCACUUUGUUCAACGAGUGUUGUGUUUCUGAGCUAGGGCUAAUUUUGAGUGGCAUACUUCAGAAACUUGCUGAUAUUGUUGUUAAUAGAAUGGGAGGACCAGUUGGAAAUGCUGAUAAAAUCACAAAAAGGUGGGCUAUGAGGAGUCGUGAGUUACGAGACUCUUUAAGAACCAAUGUCCUUCCCCUUGGAUAUCUCGAUAUUGGACUUUCGCGUCACCGAGCCCUACUUUUUAAGGUACUUGGAGAUAGGAUCAAUAUUCCCUGCAUGCUGGUAAAAGGGAGCUACUACACAGGAACUGAUGAUGGAGCUGUCAAUUUGAUUAAAGAUGAUGACGGAAGUGAAUACAUCAUUGAUUUGAUGGGGGCUCCUGGCACUCUUAUUCCUGCUGAGAUUCCCAGCAGUCAGCUCCAAAACUGUGGUUUUGCUGUUAGGGGUUGUGCAGAGAUUGUAGGACUACCUAACAGUACAAAUGUGAUGCUUGAUGCUGUAGCUGGUGUGCCUGUAGUCUUGUCUGAUCAUGGUAGAAUGCCAACCGUGGGGAGGUUCCAGACAGAAUUAUUGGAUAUGGGUUACCAAACAAAACCAGAUGAAGUAAAUCAUUCUAAAGUAAAUGAAAAAGGGAUAUUUGAACAUACAAAAGCAUAUGAAUGUUCACAUACAGAAUCAUCACAUGCAGAAAACAUGCAUGUAAAAAAUGUCUCCAAUUAUGUUCGCAGUGCAGCACAGAACCCAGAAUUUGGCCCAGAACUGCACCGUAUUCUAUUUGAGAGUGGUGCAUCCCCUCCGCCUGAUCUUUUUUCAGAUAUAAAUCCUCGAGAUUGGGGUCGAGAGGCUGUUCAAUCUGACCCAAAUAGGCUGUUAUUAAGCUAUGAAAAGUCUCUCAUAAACUCUCAAGGUGUAGGCUCUGCCAGAGAUACUUGGUCAUGUCAAUCUGCUGACCGCUUAGCUGGAAAACAAAAACAAUUGCAUACAGAUGCCAUUGAAUGUUCUGAUUCUUCACAGGGUGAUAAUACGAGCAAUGGGAUUUUGACAGUUUCUGAUAGAGAUAAUGGUUUGGAGCAGUCUAAUCCAUUAACUGUUGAUUGCGAUUCUAUCAAUACACGUCAGACAUGUAAAGAGAAGUGUGUUGAGUCUUCCUUGCCCAAUGCAGUUCUUUCUUGCAAAAGGCACAAUGGUGUUGACUGUUAUCAUGACGAUGAUGAAAACGGUCUUAGAAAUAAGGUUGGAGCUUCUUUCAAAAACAGUGCGUUGGGGAAAGAUUCAGCCAUUCAAAUAAAUGAGAUGGUCAAUGGGGAUUGUACCCUACAUGAUGAUCAAAGCAAGAAAAUUAGCUCAGUGCUUGGUGAAGGCACAGAUUGGGAAAUUCAAUGGGAGGAGCUUCGUAUUGGUGAGCGUAUUGGUAUUGGUUCUUAUGGUGAAGUUUACCGGGCUGAUUGCCAUGGCACCGAAGUUGCUGUAAAGAAGUUUCUGGACCAAGAUUUCUCUGGUGAUGCACUAGCUCAGUUCAAAUCUGAAAUUGAGAUCAUGUUAAGGCUGCGGCAUCCUAAUGUAGUGCUCUUCAUGGGAGCAAUUACUCGUCCCCCGCAUUUCUCUAUCUUGACAGAAUUUCUUCCAGGAGGCAGCUUAUAUAGGCUCUUGCAUCGUCCCAAUCUUGUACUUGAUGAGAAGAGACGGUUGCGUAUGGCUCUUGAUGUGGCUAAGGGAAUGAAUUACUUGCACACCAGCCAUCCUCCCAUUGUUCAUCGAGAUUUAAAGUCUCCAAAUCUUCUUGUUGACAAGCAUUGGGUUGUAAAGGUCUGUGAUUUUGGUCUGUCAAGUUUGAAGCACCAUACAUUUUUGUCAUCCAAGUCUUGUGCUGGAACGCCUGAGUGGAUGGCACCAGAAAUCUUAAGAAAUGAACCAGCCAAUGAGAAGUGUGAUGUGUAUAGUUUUGGUGUGAUCUUGUGGGAGUUGAUUACCACAAAAAUCCCGUGGAAAGGUUUGAACCCAAUGCAGGUUGUUGGAGCUGUUGGAUUCCAAAAUAAACGGCUUGAAAUUCCAGAAGAUGUGGAUCCAGUAGUAGCACAGAUAAUACGUGAUUGCUGGCAGACGGAGCCACACUUGCGGCCAUCAUUCUCACAGCUGAUGUCUCGUCUUUACCGUCUUGUACAACAGGGCGUCCGCAAAACGGGCUCGACACAUUAAAUGAAGUUGUGCAUAGAUUAUUGUAAUAAUACUAAAGUUGUCCCUUGGUUCAAAGAACCAGAGCAGCCUGUUAGUUUUUCAUGUUGACAUAUGAAGAGAUUGCUGAACUAGGAAGUUUCGGUUCACCUAAGUUAGUAGUGGAUAGAACCUGUUCAAAGAAUAGGGCACCCCACCAAUAUGUGCAUAAGUGCAGUGGAGGCUUAGUUAGUAGGUACUAUUGAAGAAUCCCCAAGGGGAAGCAAAGAAAGAAAAAAGAAAAAAGGUACAAAAUUAUUCUUUGUCUGUAGAGGUCGUCUUUGGAAUUGUAAACAUGCGAUCUCUCAGGUUAUUGUGGAAAAUGUAAAAAGAAAUACAGAAACAGAAACCCGAAAAAAAAAAAGGAAAAGCCAUUUAUGUAUCUCCCAUUACUCAGCUUGAGUUUUUCUCAAGUAUCAUUCCUUGUUAAUUGUUGUGAUCAUUCUCUAAAGAGCUAGUUUGAUUAUUUGCACGGAUUGAAA
Molecule: messenger RNA, 3474 nt
Organism: Lotus japonicus
Lineage: Eukaryota; Viridiplantae; Streptophyta; Magnoliopsida; Fabales; Fabaceae
Product: serine/threonine-protein kinase EDR1
Exons: 13
Coding region: 194-2977 (927 amino acids)
Biological process (GO): protein phosphorylation
Molecular function (GO): protein kinase activity; ATP binding
Source: RefSeq, a predicted model, not a curated record